Molecule: messenger RNA, 4324 nt
Organism: Fukomys damarensis (Damara mole-rat)
Lineage: Eukaryota; Metazoa; Chordata; Mammalia; Rodentia; Bathyergidae
Gene: Pde7b
Product: phosphodiesterase 7B
Exons: 12
Coding region: 231-1739 (502 amino acids)
Molecular function (GO): 3',5'-cyclic-AMP phosphodiesterase activity
Source: RefSeq, a predicted model, not a curated record
CAGUGUUUGUGGGACUGGAGAGCCAGAGAGCCUGUGCCAGGCUGGAGGAGGCUUAUCUUUCCAAGGCUGGAGAGGAUCUCACGGGGGUUCGCCUGCCCCGGCCUGGGAAGAAUUUCCCCUCUGGUAGCGGCAGCAGCGGCCACAGCAGCAGCAGAAGCAGCAGCAGCUGCUGCAGCUGCAGCAAGAGCCGCGGCAGCAGCCCUACCUCCUCUGCUGGGGAAGGGGGCAGAAUGCCUGUGCUAGAGCGGUAUUUCCACUCCGCAGAGCUAGGCAGGAGGUGGCCGGCCCCAGAAGGUGUGCUGCCCUCCUCUCCGGGCAGCCGGCGGGAGUACCAGCAGGGGCCGCUGCCCUGGGACUUACCAGAGAUGAUCAGGAUGGUAAAGCUGGUUUGGAAGUCCAAAAGUGAGCUUCAGGCAACCAAACAGAGGGGCAUUCUGGAAAAUGAAGAUGCUCUCCACAGCUUUCCAGGAGAUGUACGACUAAGGGGUCAGACGGGGGUUCCUGCUGAACGCCGAGGCUCCUAUCCAUUCAUUGACUUCCGUCUACUUAACAAUACAACACACUCAGGGGAAAUCGGCACCAAGAAAAAGGUGAAAAGACUGUUAAGUUUCCAAAGAUACUUCCAUGCCUCACGGCUGCUACGUGGCAUUAUACCACAAGCCCCUCUCCACCUGCUGGAUGAAGAUUACCUUGGACAGGCCAGGCAUAUGCUCUCCAAAGUGGGAAUGUGGGACUUUGACAUUUUCUUGUUUGAUCGCUUGACAAAUGGAAACAGCCUAGUAACACUGCUGUGCCAUCUCUUCAACACCCAUGGACUCAUUCACCAUUUCAAGCUGGAUAUGGUGACCUUGCACAGGUUUUUAGUCAUGGUGCAAGAAGAUUACCAUGGCCAAAACCCUUAUCACAAUGCUGUUCAUGCUGCCGAUGUCACCCAGGCCAUGCAUUGCUACCUGAAGGAGCCAAAGCUGGCCAGCUUCCUCACACCCCUGGACAUCAUGCUGGGACUACUGGCUGCAGCAGCACACGAUGUUGACCACCCAGGAGUGAACCAGCCAUUUUUGAUCAAAACGAACCACCACCUAGCCAACCUGUAUCAGAAUAUGUCUGUGCUGGAGAAUCACCACUGGCGAUCUACAAUUGGCAUGCUCCGAGAAUCAAGGCUUCUCGCUCACUUGCCAAAGGAAAUGACACAGGAUAUUGAACAGCAGCUGGGCUCCCUGAUUUUGGCAACAGACAUCAACAGGCAGAAUGAAUUUUUGACCCGAUUGAAAACUCACCUCCACAACAAAGACUUAAGACUGGUGGAUGCACAGGACAGACACUUCAUGCUUCAGAUCGCCUUGAAGUGUGCUGACAUUUGCAAUCCUUGUAGAAUCUGGGAGAUGAGCAAGCAAUGGAGUGAAAGGGUCUGUGAAGAAUUCUACAGACAAGGUGACCUUGAACAAAAAUUUGAACUGGAAAUCAGUCCUCUUUGUAAUCAACAGAAAGAUUCAAUCCCUAGUAUACAAAUUGGUUUCAUGACCUACAUCGUGGAGCCUCUCUUCCGGGAGUGGGCCCGCUUCACCGGAAACAGCAGCCUGUCGGAGAGCAUGCUAAGCCAUCUCGCACACAACAAAGCCCAGUGGAAGAGCCUGCUGUCCGAGCAGCACAGGCGCAAGGGCAGUGUCACUGGCGCGGAACUCGACGGCCCCGGGACUGAGAGUGAGGAGCAGACUGUGGCCGAAGGCGACGCACUGUAGCGCCCUGCUCGGCGACACUGGAUCUCCUUGAGGGAGGCCUCCAUGCCCGAGGGGCCUCUUGCCAGCAGCCGGCGCUCCUGGGUUUCAUCCCGGGCUCUUUUGAACGCCACCCUCCUCCCACUUACCUGACUCCCCUCCUUUUUCCAAGUGUACAGGAGCCAUUUGUCACCUCAGCACUUGCUGCUGAAAUGAACGACUCCAUUCAGUCACGUGGGAGCUGAUUCCAGGCAGGCUGCCCCCACCACCACCACCACCAAGGAGAGGACGGAUGGGAGUGAGAAAGAGGUGCUUCUGCCAUGUUCCCUCCGGCCCUGGGUCGCACUGUGACAGGCAGCAGCUCCUAGCUCCAAGGCGUUUGGGGGUUCGCCAUCUGACUGCUGAUCUGCAGGACAAAAACACCAGCAUAUUUGGAACUUCGAGGAUAUUGGUCUUAAGUGCAAGAGCACAAACAAGAGCGUGAAAGUACCUUCUAUUUUAAUAAUAAUUAUUAUUAUGAGAAUAAUAAUAGAUCUUUUUAACUUUUAUAUUUUAUGCACUAGACAAUGGAUCUAAAGCUUUGGACUAAGAUUAUUCGGUGUACCCAAACUUGAAUAGGGGGUUCAUUGUUUUGCUAUUGACUUCAUGCCACUUUGGGUCAGCGAUUUGGCAUCUUCUCAAUUUAAGAACCACGUUUCCUUCUGAUCAGGGGGGAAGGUGCUGUACAGUUCAUUCCUUUGCACCAUUAGCCAAUCUGUCUUUUAUGGAUUCAGUGACCUGUUUAUAUUCACAAAUGUACAUUUUCUGUAAAUACCAAGCGCUACUGAUUCCCAUGCCAAAAUACAUGAGUAUUAUGGGAUUGCUACCUGUAUAAACAAUGGCACUGUGAACAGAAUACUGUUAGUUUUAAUACAAGAGAAUGCAUUUGUAAAUAUGGUAUAGAGUUUAUUAAUAUACUAUUGUUUGCAGAUAAAGGCCUUAACUUUAAACGUCUUUCGUCUUCUGAAAGCUGCCCAACUUAAAUCCUCACAGAUGUCUUUCUGAACUGCCUGCCCAAGUCCAUCAUUUCGCUUUCCAGCUAAGAUCACAAAGCAAAACUGAAAAAAGCACCGAGGAAACGUUUUCACGGAAACUCCACAUGCAUUCCGCUUGAGACCAUAGGGUUUAAUCUAUGGCACCAAGCAUCGUUUCCUCAGAUUAAUGAGACCUUUCAGCAAGCCUGAAGUCACUUUUUCAACACAGUGAUGUUGCACACUCUGUUUUAACAAGCCAGCUGAUAAGCUAGUGUUUAUGUGACUUGUUAUGGAACACAGUGGUGCACCAGCCUCACAGGAGACAUAGCAGGUCCUGGAAACCUCUUAUGACCCUGUCAUCCAAUCAUCAGGGAUUUCUCUGCUCCCAUCCCACAUAUUUUGUCUGUUGUGGCUACAGCACCAAAGUAUCUUUGGUUUAUGGUUGGCGUGUGUUUCCCUGGUGUUAAUAGUAACUGGAUUUUUCUUUUUCCUUAAUUUCAUGUAAACAAAUACCCCACUGUUUAGCUGAAGUUAACAUUAUUUAAGUAAAGAAACUAUUUCAGUUUUAUGACAGAUGUUACCCUCCUAGCAAGUCCUUGUGGCUAAUUAUGGCUGGAUCUAGCAGAGACACUUUGGAAUUUUGUUGCCCUUUCUCUCUGAAGACACUUGGCUGCAAAAUCCAAUUUGUUACAGCAUUUUUCCCUAGUCUGCUAAACUCUGUGUGUGUGUGUUGAAUCUUUUCCUUAGAAGUUCUAGCACAACUAAUGCUCAAUGAAAAUUAUUGAUGCCCAUUUCUCUUUACCUUAAACAAUGUGGUAGUGGGAGAAUGACCAUUUCUGCCAUAAUCAAGCUCUUUCUCAAGCUUGUGGAAUAAUAGCCAGGUCUCAGUUCCUAAGUGCAAUGGGUUUGGGUUUGGUUUUUUUCUCUUUUUCUCCUAAGAUGCAAAUGAAAUAUUAGAAACUUGACUGGUCUGUAAUACGUUGCUAUAGAGAGACUGAGGCUUGUCAAGGUUAAGGUUUGGGGGAAUUUUGGAAAGUUGGUUUUAUUUUCAUUUAAAGAAAGUGAGAUUGUCAGGUGGUGUUGAUGAAAGUGCAAAGAUCUUAUGUAAUGAGUGGAUAUAAAUUAAAAUUAUUGAUACAGAUAAAGAGGGAAGUAGUGUAAACUUAGAAAACAUUAACUUUUGCUUUUUGUCAUGACUGUUAACUGACACAUUUCAUUAUCACUUAAAUAUUCUGAACCUCUCAUCUUGAUGUGGCCCCAAAAGAGAAUCUGUUGGAUAGAUUCCUGCUUCCAAAUCUUUCUUACUUGGUUAGAUGAUUCAGAGUGCUACAGAGUAGUCUUUUAAUGUAUAUGAGAUCAAAUCAGGGAAAGCGAUCGCUGGGAAUGUGAAAGUAGAUAGGAAAGAAGACAUUAUUUUAGUUCAUGGAACUUCUAGAUUGAGUUUAGGAGGUGGGAUUUUGUUUAAAUUAUAUUUAUAUCAUGACUUAAAGAAGAUAAAAAGUGGUCUGAAUAGCCUCAAGUUUAUAGGGCAAAAGUGUUCCUUUUUCUUUCUUUCUUUCUUUCUUUCUUUCUUUCUUUCUUUUUCUUUCUUUCUUU